Molecule: messenger RNA, 1161 nt
Organism: Guillardia theta CCMP2712
Lineage: Eukaryota; Cryptophyceae; Pyrenomonadales; Geminigeraceae
Exons: 2
Coding region: 1-1161 (386 amino acids)
Biological process (GO): protein phosphorylation
Cellular component (GO): cytosol
Molecular function (GO): eukaryotic translation initiation factor 2alpha kinase activity; ATP binding
Source: RefSeq, a predicted model, not a curated record
AUGUCCAACGUCUCGGAGGAGUCGGGCGAGCACACGCUUGACAACUUCGGCAACUUCGGCUUGUCGGUGUCCUCGAGGUACAAGCAAGAAUUCGAGGAGCUCCAGUGGCUCGGGGAGGGAGGGUUCGGGGCCGUCUGGAUGUGCCGCAACCGGCUGGAUGGGCAGAAGUAUGCGAUCAAGAAGAUCCGGCUGGACCCGUCGAAUGCUGAGCUGAACAAGAAACUCCUGAGGGAGGUGAAGACGCUUUCAGGGCUCCAUCAUCAGAACGUGGUCCGCUACUACCAGGCAUGGAUUGAGUCUGUCAACGAUCACAGCGGCAGCCACCGAGAUCAUCUCGACAGGCUGCAGGAGGCGGGGGAGCGCGACCAACAGAUGCUCUACAUCCAGAUGGAGUACUGCCAGAAGACGCUGUCGGAGGUGAUUAUUGAGGAGGGGCUGGCGGACAAGGGGGAGGCGACCUGGAAGCUGUUCCGGCAGCUCGUUUCCGGGCUGGCGUACAUACACUCAAAGGGUAUCGUGCACAGAGACUUGAAGCCGAAGAACAUCUUCCUGGACUUCAGCGGCGACAUCAAGAUCGGUGACCUCGGACUGGCACGGUACAGCCAGAAGCUGGCGGAGCAGGAGGACACAGAGGACGCGAAGGGGGGGCAGCAGCAUGCGUACAAGGACAACGACGAGUCGUCGGCUCAUGUUGGGACGAUGCUGUACUUGGCUCCCGAGAUCAUCAACGGAGGAGGGAAGCCGUACAAGGACCAGAGCAAGAGAGACAUCUACGCGAUCGGGAUCGUGCUGUUCGAGAUGUGGUGCAAGUUUGACAACGUACUGGAGAGGAUCACGAGCAUCGACCGGCUGAGGAGGAUGGAUGUGUUUCCCGAGGGGUUCGAGAGGCUUCAGGUGCAGGCCAACAGGUCCAACGUCUGCCAGCUGAUCCGCUGGCUGACCCACCACGACCCGCACACGAGACCCUCCGCCCUCGAGAUCCUCGAGAGUGACUUGCUUCCCCGCCCUAUGCUGGAGAGCGAGAUUAGACAGGUGAGGAGGAGAUGGGUUGAGGACGGAGAGGCGAACGGAGGGAGGGGAGGGAGCACACGGGAGAACGGAGAGGGACAAGGGGGUCGAGGGAGGAUGCAAGAGUGGGAGACAAUAAGGUCGAGGAGCUGA